This is a messenger RNA of Drosophila kikkawai, 1132 nucleotides long. RefSeq names its product lifeguard (gene Lfg). Lineage: Eukaryota; Metazoa; Arthropoda; Insecta; Diptera; Drosophilidae. The record is from RefSeq and is a predicted model, not a curated record.
UGCUUCCGUGAUUCACUUUACCAUUUCAUGGGAGAGUGUAUUGAACACUGCUGCCUGUGGCGUGGUGAUAUCAGUUACUCACCCAGACACAUACAUCAAUUCCCCUUAUCUGGAGCCAGUGUGGUGAGUGGUCUGUGAUAAGCGCGUUGCGGCUAAUCUGGAAUCGUCGUCGGCCAUAUGUGAACACCUGGAAAGGGUUCGCCAUUAAGCUGAACCACUCGCACGUAGCCGGCGGCAGAGAGAGCUCUUCUUUAUUGUUAGUUAGUCACAGCGAUUAAGGCCAUGAGCAGCGCCAACCAUUUCCAGUACGAUGCGGAGGCGGACAAGAGCUUCGCCUUCGAUGACCAGAGCAUCCGGAAGGGAUUCAUUCGGAAGGUCUACCUGAUAUUGAUGUGCCAGUUGCUGAUCACUUUCGGCUUCGUUUGUGUGUUUACCUUCUCGAAAGCUUCCCAGGAAUGGGUGCAAAAGAAUCCAGCCCUUCUAUGGAUUGCUUUGGCCGUUCUCAUUGUGACCAUGAUUUGCAUGGCCUGCUGCGAGAGCGUACGCCGGAAGACGCCACUGAACUUCAUUUUCCUGUUCCUGUUCACACUCGCCGAGUCCUUCCUCCUGGGCAUGAUCGCCGGCCAGUACGAGGCGGAUGAGGUGCUCAUUGCAGUGGGCAUUACGGCAGCGGUGGCUCUUGGCCUCACUCUGUUCGCCCUGCAGACCAAAUGGGACUUCACCAUGUGCGGCGGAGUGCUGGUGGCCUGCCUUGUGGUCUUCAUCAUCUUUGGAAUAAUCGCCAUCUUCAUUCCGGGCAAGGUGUUUGCUCUGCUCUACGCCUCUCUGGGAGCGCUGCUCUUCUCCAUUUAUCUGGUGUACGACACCCAGCUAAUGCUGGGCGGCAACCACAAGUACUCCAUCAGUCCUGAGGAGUAUAUCUUCGCGGCUCUGAACCUCUACCUGGAUAUUGUCAACAUCUUCAUGUACAUACUAACCAUUAUUGGACUGUCCCGCAGUUAGACGGUGUCGCGCCGGUCUUCCAUAGUUUCCAUUGCACCUCUAGAGAUAUGUAAUUUAAUUUUAUACCAUUGUCCAGUGUUUAGAUCCCAAUGCCACCUUGGCCACCAAGAAAUACAGACCGACUAGCUAA